Aspergillus ochraceoroseus IBT 24754 is the source of this 1259-nucleotide messenger RNA. RefSeq lists its product as uncharacterized. NCBI's taxonomy places the organism in Eukaryota, Fungi, Ascomycota, Eurotiomycetes, Eurotiales, Aspergillaceae. The record is from RefSeq and is a predicted model, not a curated record. The transcript is spliced from 2 exons. Bases 81 to 1094 code for a protein of 337 amino acids.
UCAACGACUCUUGUAUAAUACAACCUGGACAGCACCAUCAACUGAUAUUACAUAAGAGCCCAUAACCAAGAUACGUGGUAAUGCCGGCAUUUCUACCUUCACAUCUGUACUCCUUUACCAUUCCUUCUAUCUACGACGGCUCACAGCUGGAUUGUCGGAUAUACCUCCCCAAACAGCUUGUAAGCCCAAAUGCUGCAUCUGAGUGGCGUGUACAAGGUGCCAUAGUCGCGCAUCCGUAUGCUCCCUUUGGAGGCUGCUAUGAUGAUCCCGUGGUGAAUUUUGUCGGAGGAGAGCUGCUGGAUGCUGGAUAUAUCGUGGGAACAUUUAACUUCCGUGGAGCCGGGGGUUCAGAGGGUCGAACUAGUUGGACAGCAAGACCUGAAUUGGGAGACUACGCCUCCUUCUAUGGGUUUCUGCUGCUUUAUUUGAAUAUCUUGAAAAGGAGGUUUACAUCUGUACCCGGAGACGGGAAGACUAUAGAAAGCAAAGGUAUUCAUAUUGUACUGGGUGGCUACUCCUACGGGUCACUUGUCGCUCAGCAUCUCCCGGCGGUUAGUACAGUGACAGAUAUCUUCCUGGAAAGCACAACAAACACCUCAGUUCCCAAAAUAUUUGAAAUGGCGAAAAGUGUCCAUGCUUGGACCGCAGAGAAGAUCCCAACGUCUUCCGACCCAUCGCCAGGUCUGGAUGCAUCUGAGAGUAUCCAACGUACAAAAGACGCGUUGCAGUCGUCCGCAACCACAAUCUCAUAUCUCCUCAUAUCGCCUGUCCUUCCUCCUGUUAAUUUUUUCCUCACUUUAUUCUCCAACCUGUCGCUUGAAGUCGAGCAGACAACCCCUGGUCGAAGGAGACAACUCCUCUGCCCGAAACCUUCUUACCAGCUAUGCGUACAUCGAAGUCUAGCGAUAUACGGGGACGAAGAUACAUUUACCUCUGCAGCUAAGCUACGCAAAUGGUCCGGUGAACUGAAGAGCGUGCCCCAUACCCGAUUUCACUCAGUGGAGAUCGAACGUGCUGGCCAUUUCUGGCGAGAAGAUGGGGUAGAGUUGCAAGCCAGGGAGGCUUUAAGGGCUUGGCUGUGUCAGGGCUCUUGAUACUAUUUUAUUUUCCUAUACUAUCCAAAGGCAUAAUCUGAAGAUCCGUUGUGACAUGUUUCGCGGGGGAGUGUGUGUUGGGCCGGGGAUGAACUUCCCCACGCAUGUGAAAUUUCCCUCCUCGCAUGACCUUGUCCAAGACUAUGUUUUUAUCCUUCUAUUUAG